AUGAGCCCCAUCGAUCACGAAGAUAUGGAGGCAGUUCGGGGAACACGGAAGGGUGCGCGAUUUCUGCACGAAGCGCCGGUGGAGGACGGUGUGACUGCAGCGGUUGUCAAAGCUCUGUCGAUUUGUUCCUUCGAGGUUGCUUUAGCUCAGACUUCCCUGACGUUGUUGAGUGUCGUGUUCCGAGCUCUUGCAUCUUUCCCGACCGCAAUGUUCUUAUGUGUAAGCCACGAUGUAUAUGUACAUGUAUAUGUAUAUGUAUAUGUAUGUGUACGUGUAUGUUUGCAUGCGUCUGCAUAUGUUUAUGUAUACAUACAUACAUCAGUUAUCGUUUGGACCUUUCGGCAAGUAUUCUGGCAAUUUAGCCUUCGUAGCCCCUGCGAGAUAACUUCCUGGGUUCGGGCUUGGAGUUUGGGGUCAGGUGCCCGAGGAGAGUGGCCGAGUGGUUUCAGAGCAAUGGGGAGGGGAGUUCUGUCAUGUUUGCGAUUCAAAGGUACAAGACCAUCACAUUCAAAACUAAAUCCCGAAGCCUUCAAACCUUGA
Symbiodinium sp. CCMP2592 is the source of this 540-nucleotide messenger RNA. NCBI's taxonomy places the organism in Eukaryota, Dinophyceae, Suessiales, Symbiodiniaceae. The record is from the annotation of a GenBank genome assembly.